AUAGAAUUGGCGGGGAAGCCCGCAAAACCCCACACUUAUUUAGGUAUGCUACCCUUUAGGGGGUGUUGCCCAGUGUCUUCAAUGUCAGAUCCUGAACACCGCCUGCAUUCAUACCAGGGAGAACGCUAUUCUCAGCGUUACCACAGAGACUACCGCUCAAGUCGUUGAUCUUUUUCCAAUGCGUCCGCUGCGGCUGGCCGACUUGGGUUCUCUGCGAGCAAGAUGAUGUCGACCAUCAAGCGCAAGCAGUCGAACACCGAGAUAUCCGAUGAUGGGCCUAGGGCCAGGAGAGCAAGCAACGUUCUAGGUUACAACGCCCAUAGCCCAUGGCUUCAGGACUCUACAUUCUCUGCGAGCAGGAGGUCAGUAGGGAACCGCGCACAUGCGCCUUCUUUGCCGCUGGCCAAUAUGGUCACAACUGUGCAGGAAUUGAUUGAUCCGGACUUCGAUCCGCUCAUUGCCAUCCUCGACGAAGAACCGCGCUUUCUAAAACCACUACCAGACCGAGUGCCGCCAGAGGACUUGGAAUUUCUCCGCUUUCGAGGCGCCCUCUCGAUCCCUGAGAGCGGAUUACGCACAGAACUCCUGCGUUGUUAUAUCAAGUGGGUGCACAGCUUUUUGCCUCUGUUAGACUUGCAGGAGUUCUUACGAUGCAUUGCCGAAAACGAUCCGAAUGGGAAUAUCAGCCUGCUUCUAUUUCAGGCUGUGAUGUUCGUCGCGACUGCUUUUAUAGAUUUUAAGCAUCUGCAGUCUGCGGGGUACACAACCAGGAAGAGCGCACGAAAUGCAUUCUACACACGACUCAGGCUUUUAUACUCCCUCGACUGCGAAGACGACCGCAUAGUGAUUGUACAGACUCUCCUUCUGAUGACUUAUUGGUCGGACCACAUGAAUAGCCCGCAGAGAGACAUAUGGGACUGGAUUGGAAUCUGCAGCACACAUGCCCACUCUAUAGGGUUGAAUAGGGAUCCGUCAUUUUCUGACAUGGAUAAGAGAACUAAACAAGUAAGAACUCGGCUGUGGUGGUGUUUGUUUUCCCGUGAUCGGCUCAUUGCGAUGGGAUUAAGGCGUCCAACACAGGUUAACGAGGGUACAAGCAACCUUCCGAUGCUGCGGUUAGAAGAUUUUGACUUUGACCCAUUCCAUCCGGCAGUAAUUGAGCAGUUUCGCUGUCGCCAACUGGAGGACAGUACUCAUCAGAAACGUCUUGCCACGAUGUUCAUUGAGAAGACCAAGUUGUGCCAGUGUAUUGGCCGAGUGCUCUUUGCCCAAUAUACUCCCUCACAAUAUCAGUUCGGCGUGACAAACCGAACAACUAUUAACCUAGUUCCUAGACACGCAUCGGAAUCGGAACUAUCGCGGUGCAGUCAGCGUCUCGAGUCAUGGCUUACAGCCCUGCCUAAGGAUGUUCAAUUCAUCCCCGCGUCAAGGUCCAAUUUCAGCGACGGAGAGGAUGUCCUUCUCCUCCAUGGCGCCAUGGUACGAAUGCUCUACCAUGCCACUAUUAGUACCCUUCAUCGUCCAUGGGCAUUUGGUCUAGCCAAAGACCAAACAAACUCCUCGCUUAGAUUAGCAAACAUUGCGCGAAAUAAGAUACACGAAGCCGCUAUAGGGAUCACCAAUAUCAUCCAAGGCUUGAACAAGCUCAAUCUCACACGAUAUCUCCCACAAUCCGGAGUAACGGUCAUUCUACCGGCCGCUGUGGCGCAUUUAGCCAACUCCAUGUCCAACGAUCCGACUCUUCGUGAACGCAGCAUCAAUAACUUCCAGCAAUGCAUUCAAGUCCUCCAGGGACUAAAGGACAUUUAUCCCGCGGCUGACAUGGAGGUGGCUAACAUCGAAGCCGCCGUGAAAGCCCAUCCAGAAAGCACAAAUGCUCUCCUCCAGAUUAUGCAAGUUAAUAGCCCUGCUGCCCCUUCGCAAAGCCAGGACGCGCCGCGCCAACCCAGCUCUACAUCAAACCCUCCCAUUCCUCACAAUAAUACAUCUUCGUCUUCCGAGGGUGUCCACGUCCCCAACCAAUGGACCCCCCUUAGCGAAGAAACAGACCCCGCAACUAAAUCCAGCACAAGGCAGCUAGACUUCGAAACCCCCUUAGCUCAACAAACAUCCCCCACAAACCCACUCCUAAAGAAUAGCACCGUGAACGCGCCCCAAACCCACCCCAAACAAGUACAACCAACACCGCCUGACGACUUCACCGAUCCCCUCAUCUUCACCGAUCUUCUCCAAUUCGAUGUCGACAUGGUUACUUCCACCUUCUCUCCUCCUGAUCCCAACCCCCCCGGUGCUGCCGAAUUCGAACUAGAUUGGACAACCGAACUACUGCAAUGGGUCGACGCCAACCCGGAGUACUACUCUAGUGUGACUGCAGAUGCACCGAAAGAUCUUUUCUCGUUUGCUGCCAGACGUGAUCAAAGCCCACCACCGGGAUAUAGAUAUAGCCAUGCAGGCGGAAAUAUAACCGGAGAUCUAGAUCGAGACUUGGGAUUGACGUGUUCCGGCGACGAAAUGUAUUAGGAUGUAUUUGCGAGCAUGUACGUACGUAUUAUUUGCGACUCCCCGCGUUUGUUUGAUACAAUAUUAGCACAUCAGUGGAAAUGUAAAGAGUGAUUUCUUGAUAAAAAUCAAACAGAAAAACGAAU
Messenger RNA from Aspergillus ochraceoroseus IBT 24754, 2645 nucleotides. Its product is annotated as transcription factor domain-containing protein. The record is from RefSeq and is a predicted model, not a curated record. Gene Ontology annotation, biological process: DNA-templated transcription. Gene Ontology annotation, molecular function: zinc ion binding; DNA binding. NCBI's taxonomy places the organism in Eukaryota, Fungi, Ascomycota, Eurotiomycetes, Eurotiales, Aspergillaceae. The coding region runs from base 223 to 2520 and encodes 765 amino acids. The transcript has 2 exons.